CGCAGCCGGGAGUUGUGUGUGUGUGUGCGCGCGUGCGUGUGAACUCACUAUAAAACUUCAAGCAAAAAAGUCAUUCAUGGGAUAAAAAAUCCAAUCCGAUAUGCGGCUGUGAUUGUAAACGGUGUGAUCUGAGACGGUGAUCCAGUGAUCAGGAGUUGUGCGAGCUGUACAGCACUGAACGGAGGGCAUCAUUCAGCUGGGAAUGGUCUCUCUUUUUAAGGUAGUCGACAUUAACAGAAACAAAGCUGUUGCUCUAAAAAGACAACAGAAGGCAUGGCUCACUGGUUUCUGUUUAAAUGGAAAUUCUGGUUACUCGUUCCAAUAGUAUUGGACUCUUUCACUGAUGCCCAAAAUAGGAAACCUACAAGAUGGCCUUUGUACCAGGAUAAGCCUUUGCUGCUAGCCUGGAAUGCCCCCACUGAGGACUGCCGGCCACGCCACGGCAUUCAUUUUCAGCUGGACCAGUUCCAGAUUGUGGCUUCACCCAAUGAGGGUUUCACCAAACAGAACCUCACAAUUUUCUACAAGGAUCGGCUCGGCCUGUACCCGUAUUUUAAUUUUGACAACAAUCCGGUCAAUGGUGGCCUUCCUCAAAUUGCCAGCGUGACCCAACACCUUGAGAAGAUGCCCCAAGACAUGGAUAGAUACAUUCCUAACCAAGCAGCAAAAGGCCUUGCUGUCAUCGACUGGGAAGAGUGGCGCCCCCUUUGGAUUCGGAACUGGGAUACCAAGAACAUCUACAGAAACCAGUCACAGCUCUUGGUGUCCAAAAAGAACCCACUGUGGGACCAGGCCCAUGUGAAGAAAGUGGCCCAGCAGGAGUUUGAGAUGUCAGGCCGCAAUUUUAUGCUUAAAUCCCUGCAGCUAGCUAAAAGUCUGCGUCCAAAUCAGCUGUGGGGAUUCUACCUGUUCCCUGACUGCUACAACCAUGAUUACCUCAAAAGUCUGGUGAGCUACACGGGCCGCUGUCCAGACCCAGAGAUAGCAAGGAAUGACAAGUUGAGGUGGCUGUGGACAGACAGUACGGCUCUUUUUCCGUCUGUCUACAUAGGUUCAGUGCUGCGUUCUACUGAAUUUGCUCGCCAGUUUGUUCGGAACAGAGUCAAAGAGGGCAUGAGAGUGGCAUCUCUGAGCUCUAACCUAGCAAUUCCAGUGUUCGUGUAUGUCCGUCCCACAUACGCUAAUGAACUGACGCUGCUUACUGAGAUUGACCUGGUCUCCACCAUUGGAGAAAGUGUGGCACUGGGUGCUGCUGGCAUUAUACUCUGGGGAGAUGCCAAUUAUGCAAGCAGCAGAGUGAGCUGUAGCAGUCUGGCUGAGUAUGUCCAGGGACCGCUGGGCCGUUAUCUCCUUAAUGUUUCCAGUGCCGCUGAACAGUGUAGUCACUCAGUGUGUGGCUCCCGUGGCCGCUGUAUGCGCAGAAAACCUGACUCAGAUUCGUAUUUGCACCUGGAUCCUCAGAACCAGAGAAUUAUGGUGAAGGAGAAACGCCUGGUUGUCGAAGGACACAUGGGGCCUGAGGAGCUAAAACGCCUGAAUGAGGAUUUUAUCUGCCAGUGUUUUAGCGGCUAUCAAGGGUAUAACUGUGAGCUGCAGGAUCCCCAGUAUGGCAAAGGACAGGGGCACAAACUGCAUGUAUCGUGGAGUUGCUGUCUUCUCUUUUUGCUGCUUAUGUUACUGAAAUGAGACUUGUGGAGCACUGGACACAUACAGACUUGCAUGGACAUUUAUGCAUUUCUUGUGACAUGAAGCAUUUGCUUCUGCAAUUAUAUCGCGAAUGCAACCUAGUUGUACAGUUUCUAAUGUCUUUUCCAGAUUGCUAUACAGAAUUUUUUAAUUAUAAUUUAAUUUUUUCUAUUAAAACUAGAUGGCCUUUCAAUUUCAUAAAUUCGGUGAAAUUUAGUUCCCUCUGAAAUUUGGUCAUUGUGAUACGUUUAUUUCUAUAUUAUCUAAAAAAAAAAAAAAACCCCAACCAACCAACCAACCAACCAACCAAAAAAAAAAAAAAACCAGGCCAUUCUGUGGCUGGGAAGUUAUUUAAUGUGAGGGGAUUCCCUAGCAAAUAAUGUGCAUGAAAUUGCUCGCUUCAAGCAGACAGAGGAAGUCCAUGUGCACAUGCGCAGGUUUACCUUCUUCUUUUGGGUUUUACAGCAGCUGGCAUCCACAGUGUUGCAUUACUGCCAUUUACAGGUUAACCUUUGACCGUGCACUUUCAGUUACAUCAUUCUGUUGCUAAAUGAACAACUGAUCACACUGAGGUGCUCGCUGACCGCUGAUAUUUAUUAGUUUGUUUCUGUAUUUCCUUUCCUUCACAACAUAACGUCUUUUUGCUUUCCGUUACUGUAGUCGGUCUUUCACAUUUCAUUUGCACACUCACAUUCUCCAUUUCCCUCUCCUGUUUCAAAUUUGUAUCCCACAAUGCCUUGUACGAAUGGGGAAAGCCCACCACAUGAUGCAUGACAUAGUAUCUUGAAUUGGGUCAUGGUGAAGCAGGAAAAAAUAGCGGAGAAUUUAGGGCCACAUGGCCUUAAAUUCAUUAAUUGUUCUAUUUAAAAAAAAACGAAUAAAAUUGGAAGUCUGUGAUUCGAAUUCAGUAGCUUUUGGUCCACUAAACAAAAAGAAUUGGGUGUCGGGAAAAUUCUUUUUAUGACCUACACUUGAAAAAUCUGAAAGGCAGUCUAGCUUUUAAUAUUCAGGGUUGUCAAGGGAGUUCAUCAAAGUACAGUAUCUGGGAAAUGUGAUGGGUGGUUAACAGGUGCUGCCUUGUACAAAUAUCUAUCCGAAGCCUUAUGGUGGUAUAAAGUUGCCACGUGUUUAGAAAGUUUUUUUUUUUUUUUAAGGAUAUUUUUUGGGCUUUUUUUCACCUUUAUUGGAUAGGACAGUGUAGAGACAGGACAGGAAAUGAGUGGGAGAGAGAGACGGGGAGGGAUCGGGAAACAACCUCGGGUCGGAAUCGAACCCGGGUCCCCGGGUUUAUGGUAUGGUGCCUUAGCCACCUGAGCCACAACACCCCCACGUGUUUAGAAAGUUGUGUAUGUCACCAGUGAGUACACAAUGCUGAUAUGAAAAUGUAUAAACACAGGAAAAUUGACCCAAUUAAGCACUUUUUGUUUCUUGUCAUACUUAGUGGAUUCACAAACGACAUCAGAGACGGAAGCAAAUCUGAGAAUCAUCAUUAUCAUACUGAUAAAUGUGUUUUGUGUGUAAGAAGUAAUUUAAAUGUAUUUUUAAUUUAAAUGAAUUAUUCUUGAUAUUGUGUUGCUGUGAGAUGAUGGCACUCUCACUAUAAGACUACUAAUAAAACUUUACUUGCCGUCGUUUAGACGUGAUUCA
Messenger RNA from Neoarius graeffei (lesser salmon catfish), 3333 nucleotides. It is a transcript of the gene hyal2a, whose product is annotated as hyaluronidase 2a. Gene Ontology annotation, molecular function: hyalurononglucosaminidase activity; hyaluronoglucuronidase activity. Gene Ontology annotation, biological process: hyaluronan catabolic process; carbohydrate metabolic process. Lineage: Eukaryota; Metazoa; Chordata; Actinopteri; Siluriformes; Ariidae. Bases 274 to 1686 code for a protein of 470 amino acids. The record is from RefSeq and is a predicted model, not a curated record. The transcript is spliced from 4 exons.